AUGAAUCCUCCUGCAACGCGUGGUAAUGGUCGUUUCAUCCGUGGUCGCGGGCGAGGUGGAGGUGCGUAUCGUCCGUACUUCUAUUUUCGCCGUAAUGGACGUACAAUUCCUGCUGGAGGACAUGGCGAUGCUAAUGUAGGUGGCUGUGGACGACAACGGAGAAGAGGACAACAAAAUAAUGGCAUUAUACAACUAUCUAACAUGGCCGCAGACUCGAGCUUCCUUCGGCCAGAGUGUUAUUCUGCGCCAAUAGAUGCUAAGCAAACAGUACAAAGUGUGACUGUUGAUAUGCCCUUACAAUGCCCUGGUUGGCAUUUAUAUUUCCAAGAAGAAAAGUAUAGCGAAACUUCCGAUCUUGCAAAACGGAUCGAGGUUAUUGGACAGCAUUAUAUUAAUAAUGCAGGAGUUUAUAAUCUGAAACAAAUACAAUUAGAGAAGUGUUUUAAGUUAGAGGCAAAUCUGGUAUGUGGCGAUAAUUUACUUACAAAUGUGUGGCCUAAUGUAAAAACAGAUAUGCUUGAACGCGCGCAGAGUACUUUGGCCACUUUCGGUGCUGCUAUGCACAAAGUAGUGACUCUGGAUGCUAUUAACAGCUCUCAAAGUCAGCAAAAAAGUACUAAAGAUUGUUAUGUGCCGCGCUGUACUUUACCACGAAAGAUAUUUGUAAGACCGGAAGGUUUUUCAGAGCUGCAUAUUAUGUCACAAAUAGAUAGAUCCAUGGUAGAUAUUAUGUGCAGUGUACGUGGAAGUGUAUCAGCCAUAGGAACAGUUGAAGCAAUGGCCACAUGGAUAGCAUAUAAGUGUUCGCGCUGUGGACAGGAGCAAACACAAAGACAGAAAGGAUAUUCUGUGAUUCGUCCACAAAAGUGCAAAAAAGAAGGAUGUCUAGCUAAAAAGAAGUUCAUAGAGCAACGCUCUUCUCCCUUUACACGUAUCACACCUACACAAAUAGUGCAAAUCCAAGAGAGUAAUAUACAAGCUCCUAUCGACUUAGAUUUCGAGACAUCUGCAUUUCUUGAUAUUGAGCUAAAAUACGAUUUGGUCGACACACUUGUAUGUGGGCAGGAUGUAAUUAUAAACGGCAUAAUUAAAUUGCGAACACUGGAUGCUGACCAGAAUACAUAUCCAAGUACAUCUGAGUCUACGAGCAAAAUUUAUAUGAAAGCUGUUUCAAUAGGUGAUGCCAAAGAUUUAAGACACAAUUUCACCCAACGGGAUAUGGAUGCCAUUGCGAUGAUAAAUUCUGAACCAGACAGUUUUAAACUACUCUCGCACUCUGUGGCGCCAGAACUGCAUGGUGAAGAAUUAAUGAAAGCUGGUGUGCUGCUAUCUCUUUUUGGUGGUGCUGGUUCACAAAUACAUGAAGAGUCGGAAAUUAAUGUACUAUUGGUUGGUGAUCCCGGCAUUGGCAAAUCGCAUUUGUUAGAAAUGGCUGCUAAAGUGUCACAGAAAGGCACAAUUGUUAGUGGUAAACAUCGGUCUCCUACAACACAAACAUUGGCCAGCGCAUUUCAUGGAUCCACUAAUCACAUCCUCAGCUCAGGAGCACUAGCAAAUGCGAACGCUGGUCACUGUGCAAUCGAUGACCUUGAUCGUUUAGCUUCCGAACAAGGUCCUUUGAUGCAAAUAAUGCAAUCAAAAAUGGUUUCACUGCCAUUUCCUAAUUUAUGCUCUACAAUUACAAUGCCUACCUCUGUUAUCGCUGCCGCAAAUUCACUACAUGGUCACUACGAUCAUUCACGUCUGCUCACUGAGAAUACUCGUUUGAGUACAACAUUAUUACAGCAAUUUAACUUAGUGUUUUUGUUAUUGGAUAAAUCCAACAAAGAUUUGGACACUUCAUUAACAGAACACAUUAGAUCAGUACAUGAUGGUGUAAAGAAAAAUACGGCGAUUGCGCAGCGAUUUGAAGUAAAACCAAAAUCAAAUAAUUCCAUAAGCAACAUAAUCGAUGAAGACGAAUUGGAUGACGAGCAUUAUGACUUAAGCAAUCGUUUAAAAUUAAAAAAUCUUAACUAUAAAGAAGAAGAGCUGGAUUUGUUACCGCCUAUUUUGUUAAAAAAAUUCAUAGCUUACGCAAGACAACAUGUGCGCCCAUUAUUAAAUGAUGAAGCUGCUGAAAUGAUUAAAUCCUUUUAUAUGGGUUUACGCGACAAAGAAGGCGACGAACAGACUUGCGCUGUGAAUGUAAGCCAUCUUGAAGGUCUCAUCCGUCUUUCUCAGGCGCGUGCGCGUAUCGAUUUCUCCGCGGAGGUGACCAAACUACAUGUACGUGAUGUUUUAUGCAUUGUACGCCACAGCAUUGCCGAUACGGCGCUAAAUGAUUACAUCGAUAGGAAUCCAGCAACUGCCAGUGCCAAUCAACCAACCAGCCAAAGGGGCUUAGCAAAGAAAUUCAUACAAAUGUUGCAAGCGCGUUCCAAUGCACUGGGUCGACGACUAUUCGAUUACGAUGAGCUGAAAGAUAUGGCAACUCGCGCGGGUAUAACUUGUGGUGUGAGUAAUUUGGUUGAAAGUGUAAAUUUGCAGGGAUAUCUGCUGAAAAAAGGCGUGAAUAUGUAUGAAGUGAUGACGGAUUAAUAAAUCCGGAGCAUCAGUUUAAGUUAAGUUAAACAUUUCCCUAUAAGUAAUUUAAAUUGUAAGCAAUAUUAUUUUAGUUUUAUACAU
Molecule: messenger RNA, 2667 nt
Organism: Ceratitis capitata (Mediterranean fruit fly)
Lineage: Eukaryota; Metazoa; Arthropoda; Insecta; Diptera; Tephritidae
Gene: rec
Product: DNA replication licensing factor REC
Exons: 5
Coding region: 1-2580 (859 amino acids)
Cellular component (GO): nucleus; MCM complex
Molecular function (GO): single-stranded DNA helicase activity; ATP binding; single-stranded DNA binding
Source: RefSeq, a predicted model, not a curated record